Messenger RNA from Phaedon cochleariae (mustard beetle), 1697 nucleotides. Lineage: Eukaryota; Metazoa; Arthropoda; Insecta; Coleoptera; Chrysomelidae. The record is from the annotation of a GenBank genome assembly.
ACCAGUUUCCGGAACAUUGCUUGUUUUCGUGGAAGUACAAAACACAAGUUUGUGCGCGUUUGUAUUUAGGAGAUAGCAAUUUGGACGAGUUCACUCACAUUUCACAACCACAUUCCUUAUCGUUUUUUCUAGUCAAAAUGUCCGCUACUGUGGAAGCAAACACUGCAUCUUGGAGAAAAAGACAUCGGGAAGAGGACCAGUUAUCCCAGAUGGAUAGAAAAAGGCCUCGAAAUUACUACUACAGACUAGAGAGCGAAAGCUCAAAAGCUUCUGAGGAAGACACUGAAAGCGUUUACAGUCUACAAGAUAGGGAGACUGACAUAUGUAGGGAUACAACUGAUACAGAUACCGAUUCUAAAGCUGAUAUCAGUGAUCAGGAUGAAUAUGAGCUCUUCGAAUAUGAAGUUGCUAGUUUGUCUGGAAGUGAUAAUGGUAGCAUAGGAAAUUCUUCAAGUGGGUCAGAGGACCACAUGUUCCUGGCGGCAGCGGUGGAGGCCAUUUGCGAUUCUUCAUUGGAAACGUGGAUAACGGACUGCGAGGAAUCGGACAAUAGCAGCUCUUUGGAUGAUUCGUUCAUCACACGGUCGGGCUUCAGCAGAUGCGUUCAAUGCAAAUCGGAAAACGACAAUCCGCUCUACCGAUAUUGUGAAAAAUGCUUCCAGCAGAGCUGCAGGCAAUGCAAGAUGCGCAAGACAUACAAAUGUUUCACCCUAUGCAUUUCCUGUCAUAAGGAUCGCAAAAAAUUCUUCCCCCCUCGACCGAAGGGCAACAAGAAGACGAGGAAGCCGACGAAGAAGAAAUCCCAUCCAGACGCGCCCGUCAAGCUGGACCUGUUGCGCUCCUGCCUCAGCGGCCUCAGCCAGGACUCCGGCAUCGGAUCCAGCCAGGAGUGCCCGCCCUUAGGGCUGGACCAGAUCAUCGUGCCGGACGAGCAUCUCAGACCAGGUACAUCAUCGAAACCUAACCUAAUCAACGCAGAAGACGUCAAAGUACCACCGCAACCUAACCUAACAAUCGCAGAAGUCAAAGCACCAUCGCAACCCACCCCUGUAACCACCACCCCCAAACGCAAAAGAGACCUCUCCGAGAGCAGCCUCUCGGACUUCGAGAUCGUCAAAAAAUCCAAACCACAGCGUCCGAAAACCCUAGCUCUGAGCCAGUCCUCCGAGCUGGGCUCAGAAGCCAGUGCCAGCUCUUUCAGCUCAACAACCACCGAAAAAUCCACUUCCGACACUUCUGAGCUGUGCAUUUUCUGCAACAGCGCCCCCAAGGACAGCAUCUUUUUGCACACGAACGUGGCGCACCAGUGCUGCUGCUACCGGUGCGCCAAACGUACUUUGCACACUAUCAAAAGGUGCCCCAUUUGCAAUCGGUCCGUCAAUAAGGUGGUCCGAAUUUUCACCUCCUAAUCGAUUGUGGAUAUGGUAAGUGUGGUAUGAAGAGAGAACCACGUGUCCGAAAGGUCUGGGAAAACAAUGUUUGCCAUGAAGCUGAGUAAAAAAAGCGUCACGAAUACGUAAGGACGUGGCAUGACUGCAUGAGUCAAAAAAUCGUCACUAAUGACAGUCAUAAGAAAGCGUCACGUUAUCAAAAUAUGUGAAAAAAUCCAACGAAAAACGUAAUGGCGUGAAAAACACUAUCAAUAAAUAAUGCGUCAUCACUGUGUGAGAAUGAAGUCACGCUAUCAGGAAUGCGUG